Molecule: messenger RNA, 3839 nt
Organism: Haemorhous mexicanus (house finch)
Lineage: Eukaryota; Metazoa; Chordata; Aves; Passeriformes; Fringillidae
Gene: DDHD2
Product: DDHD domain containing 2
Exons: 17
Coding region: 16-2121 (701 amino acids)
Cellular component (GO): COPII-coated ER to Golgi transport vesicle
Molecular function (GO): triacylglycerol lipase activity; metal ion binding; protein binding
Source: RefSeq, a predicted model, not a curated record
GCCCGCAGCAGCCCCAUGGCGGCGCUGGAGCUGCCGCGGCCGCCCCCGAGCGCCGCCGAGUCCCCGGAGCCGGAGCCCGGCGGGCGCUACGAGGCCGUGGUGCCGCACUGGUUCUACUGCAAGGUCACGGACACGCGGGAGCGCUGGGUGCCGUUCAGCGCGCAGGACUCGGAGCGGCUGGAGGCGGCGCACGGCGCAGGGAAGGACCAGGAUGGCGUGGUGGUGCCCACCUCGGGGGGCAGGUACGACGUGCACCUGCGGGCGCGGCAGCGCGUGGCCGUGUACUGGGAGGAGGAGGCGGCCGAGGUGCGGCGCUGCACCUGGUUCUACAAGGGGGACAAGGACAACAAGUUCAUCCCCUACUCGGAGUCCUUCAGUGAGAAACUGGAGGAAGCUUACAUGAUUGCCAUGACCCUGGGUGAGUGGAAGAAGAAGCUGGAGUCCCCCAACAGAGAAGUCAUUAUCCUGCACAACCCAAAGCUGAUGGUUCACUACCAUCCCGUUGCCAGCUCCGACGACUGGGUCUCCACCCCCACGGAACAAGGCCGGCCCCGCACGGUGAAGAGAGGAGUGGAGAACAUCGCUGUGGAGAUCCCCAACGGAGAGCCACUGCAGAUCGACCACCUGGUGUUCGUGGUGCACGGCAUCGGCCCCGCCUGCGACAUCCGCUUCCGCAGCAUCGUGCAGUGUGUGAAUGAUUUCAGGAACGUCUCCCUCAGCAUGCUGCAGGCACACUUCAGGAAGGCCCAGGAGCAGCAGCAGGUCGGGCGGGUGGAGUUCCUGCCUGUGAACUGGCACAGCUCCCUGCACUCCACGGGCGUGGACGUUGACCUGGAGCGGAUCACGCUGCCCAGCAUCAACCGCCUGCGUCACUUCAUCAACGACACCAUCCUGGACGUGUUCUUCUACAACAGCUCCACCUAUUGCCAGACCAUCGUGGACACGGUGGCCUCGGAGAUGAACCGCCUGCACCGGCUCUUCCUGCAGAGGAACCCGCACUUCAGGGGCGGGGUGUCCAUCGCGGGCCACAGCCUGGGGUCACUCAUUUUGUUUGAUCUCCUGACGAACCAGAAGGCUGAUCCCGAGGAGGAGCACUGUGUGCAGGGCUCCAGGACAACCUCAAGCACAGGGGGUAUUGAGGAAGUAAAAGAAAUCCUGAAGAAGCUGGAGCUGUCUGAGUACUGUGAUGUUUUUGAGAAGGAGGAAAUGGACAGGCAAGCACUGUUCUUGUGCACAGAGAAAAACCUGAAAGAAAUGGGAAUUCCUUUAGGGCCCAGGAUGAAAAUACUCCAUUACAUCAGCUCCGAGACAGGGACGAAGGGUCGGAGCUCAGCAGCUCCUGGGCACAGUGAAGGUGGGGCUGAGCCAGGGUCCCCAUCCCAGCUCGGGGACAGCUCCAAGGAUGGCAGGAGCUGCCAGUACCGGGACGUUGGCUUGGGACAGGUCUCGGCAAACUACCCCCAGCUGAACUACAAGCCCAGCAUCUUCUUUGCCUUUGGCUCUCCCAUCGGGAUGUUCCUCACGGUGCGAGGAGUGAAGCGCAUCGACCCCAACUACAGCCUGCCCACCUGCAAAGGCUUCUUCAACAUCUUCCACCCCUUUGACCCCGUGGCAUAUCGGAUCGAGCCCAUGAUCGUCCCGGAGCUGGAGUUUGAGCCCAUGCUGCUGCCCCACCACAAGGGCAGGAAGAGGAUGCACCUGGAGCUGAAGGAAGGGCUGACUCGCAUGAGCGUGGACCUGAAGAACAACCUGCUGGGCUCCCUGCGGGUGGCCUGGCAGUCCUUCACCCGUUCCCCCGUGCCAGCCCUGGAGGCAGGGAGCUCUGAAGCUGAGGCAGAGGCAGAGGCUGGCACUGAGAAGCAGCCAGACACAAAGCCAGAGGAGCCCCCAGCAGUAGUGAAAGAGGAGACCCCUCCCAUCAAUGUGGGGAGGCUGAACGGGGGGAACCGCAUCGACUACGUGCUGCAGGAGAAGCCAAUAGAGAGCUUCAACGAGUAUUUAUUUGCACUCCAGGGGCAUCUCUGCUACUGGGAGUCGGAGGACACUGUUCUGCUGGUUCUGAAGGAGAUCUACCAGACACAAGGCAUCACACUGGAUCAGCCUUUACCAGGGAGCCAGUGACCCACCUGUGCUGUUGUGGCUGUUCAAUCCCACAGAGUACUCACCAGGAAAGUCCAGAUCUCUUCUCUGCCUUCCUCUCUCCUCUGCUGCCGAGUCCUGCAUGCUGCUUCCCAAGUAUUUGCUGCUGCCUGGAGAUAAGGACGGAUUUUCCUCCAUUUUGGGUAGGGCUAGGGGGAAAAACUGUCAAGGAAGACCACUUCUGCUCAAACACACACACCACCUGUACAGUGACUCCCUGUGGCAACGUGUACUUGUAAGCCUGCACCCUGUGAGUCCCCACACCAGCAGAUGAGCUGUCUGGGCUCAGAACCCAGCAAGGCCCUGAGCCCACACCUGGCUCUGUGAGGACACUCACAGCCCAGGACCUUGAGGAGAAAAAGCCUUAAACACAGCAUGGGAAGAGCUGCAGCAGCCUUGGAGCAAGGGAGAUUGCUGACUGCAAACACAAACCCCCCAGCAGGGCCCGGGAGGCGAAGCCCAGGGCACAGACUGCUGCUGAGCCACAGGGGCUGGCCAGCAGCCACGCUCAUCCCUGCACUGCUGCUGCACCCUGUCAGAGUGGCAUGCUCGUGCUCCUCCCUGCUGUGGGGUGCUGCUGGGGACAGCUCAGCAUCCCAGCCCAGCCCACCCAGGCCUCCCCAGUGCUGCUGGGGACAGCUCAGCACCCCAACCCAAACCACCCAGACCCUCCCCACAGCCCUGACCCAGCCAGUGCUGCUGGGGACAGCUCAGCACCCCAACCCAGCCCACCCAGCCCACCCAGACCCUCCCCACAGCCCUGACCCAGCCAGUGCUGCUGGGGACAGCUCAGCACCCCAACCCAAACCACCCAGGGCUCCCCAGUGCUGCUGGGGACAGCUCAGCACCCCAACCCAGCCCACCCAGACCCUCCCCAUGGCCCUGACCCAGCCGGUGCCCCCUGUCCCUGCUCUGAGGAAAGCUUCCCCUCCAGCUGCAGCCAGCCCAGGGAACAGCAGCUGCUGCUGGCAGUGCCAGGCAGGGUGAGCCCUCUGGGCCCUGCAGGGACACAGAGCAGGGCUGCUGUCCCACAGGGCUGGCAGGUGAGCACAGAGAUCUGUGCCCUCCACGCUCCCGUCCCGGUUUAGCUUUAAAUGUACAAAACGCAGCCAGCAAAGGUGGAGCCCAGAUCCAGCAGGGUCUGGCCACUGCAGGAAUGACACCAGCUCUGUAGGCAGCUCAGUCUGCACCUGCCUUGAAGCUCUUUUCUGAGGGGGCAGGGCUGGAGAGCCUCUGGGAUCCUUCCCUGGGCACCAAAGCCCCUGGGCUGGGGGCUCCAGUGCUGUGUGAGGUGUUGCUGUGCAGCCUUUGGAGAGCCAAACCACUUUCCCUCCUGCUGACUUUUGCCCUGCAUGGGGUAAGGAGCCUUUUUUCCCCACAGCCUGUUGGUUUGUUUUUCCUCCAUUGUCUGUUAUUUGCACUAUUGGAAAGGUUUCGUUUGCAGCCUCUAUCCCUCCUCCCCUCCCAAGGAACAGAAGCUGUUCUUUACCUGACUGCAGGAACAGCCAAGCUGCUUGGUCAGCACCUGACCCACUGCUGGCUAAGGUCUCAUGGGAGUAGGAAAAGGGACAGUCUUAACAUGGGACACUAAUGAUCAGCUUUUUAAGUUAUGCACUUUGUUAAAAAAAAGGAAGUUAAAUACAUUUUAAAUGUUAUUUAAUGUCUUUUCCAGUAAAAGCCAAAAUAAAUAAGUAGAUGAC